GUGAAUAUUUACAAUCCAAAACUCCUAACGUUGAAGAGUCAUUGUUGACACCGGUGUCCGACCCAACUUAGAAAGUCAUGUCGUUAGUGGAAUAUGCUCUCCAGGCCACUCUAGGGGCCAAUGAGCCUUGGCCUGAUGAUGUGGUGUUGUUCCAGCAGUAUCAAGUGGAACAGAUAACAUUACCAGAUUAUGCCCAAGUUCUGGCUGUGGAGACUUUUUUACACAUGUGUGGACUUAAAUUCAGGGUGGAGCAAAGAACUAAUGCAGAAGAAAUGUCUCCUUCUGGAAAAGUUCCAUUCAUUCAAGUUGGUCCAUAUCUUGUGUCAGAGUUUGAACCAGUGGUGGGCUUUGUCAAUACAAAAGGUUUCACAUUGACCAAAAACAUGAGUGAAACAGAUAGAUCUGAGAUGAGAGCUUACAUGUCAAUGAUUGAUAGCAUCAUGGGUAACGCAGAGUUGUACAUGGCAUGGCUGAAUCCUGACAUAGCUAGUGAGGUCACAAAGCCACGCUAUGGAUGUUCAUAUCCUUGGCCUUUAAAUUGGGUUUUGCCUUGGCGUAAGCAAAGGGAAGUCAAAGCUAAGUUGAAAGCCAAUGACUGGGCGUAUAAAUCAAUCGAAGAGGUUUGUGAAGAAGUUAAGAUCUGCUGUCUUGCCCUUUCCGAGCGCUUAGAGAAAAAGUCUUUCUUUUUUGGUGACAGCCCAACAGAGUUGGAUGCCAUGGUGUUUGGUCAUCUAUUCACCAUCCUGACCACAAUACUUCCUGGAGGUCACUUCACAUCAGUCGUAAAAGAGUUCUCUAACCUGGCUCAGUUCUGUACACGCAUCGAAGAUAAAUAUUUCAAGCUAGGUUUUGAACAGUAGCAAACUCCAUGCUCUUGUCAUCCCUUUGUGAUCUGCUUGUAAAGAAUUUUAAGUUAAAUGAAAAUAAAAUUUUUACUAAUUUAUUGUUUACGUGAUCUCAGAUCAAGAUCCUUUUUUCUUUGUGACAGUUGAUAAGAUUUAUAUAUCUGCAUUUAAUACAAAAGGUACUGGAUCUAGAUCUGUAUCUCAGUUUAGUUAAAGCUUGGGUCAAUAAAAAAAACACAUAACAAAAGUUAGUCUCAUUUUUACACAUUCUCUUUCAUAUUGUUGUUACAUAAAUAUUGGCAGUUCAUUUGUUUCAUUAUUAUACUAAAGAGGUCAUCAUCUUAUUGACAUUUAGACUAAAGACAUAUUAAUAAUAAUAGAAACAAUAAUCUUUAUUAUCCAUGAGGAGAUUUUCCUUACAAUUGUGCAUUGCACAUUAUAUGAGAAAAUGAAUUAUAUGGAAGCGCGUGGUUAAUUCACUGCUGUGUUGAUAGCUUAGAAUGUUAUUAUAACAAAAUCAUUUUAUUUAGUAACUUUAAAGUUAGUAGAGUAUUAAAGAAAAGUAUUUCCUGUUGGACGUCUUGCUGGUCAGCUGAUUGUGUGCUGUCUAGCGUGACAUAGUCCACUCGUUCUGAUUUAGCUUAUACACUGAAAUGUGACAAUGUUCAAUAGCCCAUUGCAUGAUGUUAAGUUCUCAUUGGACUUUGUAGUUCACUAAAAUCAUGAUCAAUUUUAUUUUAUAAGUGAAAAUUUUUUUAACUUUUAUUUUUUAUAUUAGUGGGUCUUUUUUUUCUUUCUGAGACAGUUUGUCAUCCUAAAGACCCACUGGCAGCAUGUGACGACCAUUUAACUAGUCUUAAAAAGUGUAAUGUCUCAGGAAUGUGCAUUAAUUAUUUAUAAAAAUUGCCUAUUUUCUAGUUACUAAAUUUAGUUUGAUUGCAUUUUAUUAUAUUUCUUAGCUUAGUUAGAAUUAGAAGCAUGAAAUAUAGACUUAGAUUUAAACAAGAUGAUACAGACUUCAAAUAUUUCAGUAAUUGAAUUUGUAAUGAUUAUAGGAAUGCUCUAUCUUCUUCUGGACAGCAGUCAGUGGUCAAACAAGGUCAAAUUUCCUUCCUCGUUUGUCCAGCCCUACCAUACAGAAUGUUGGCUAAGCUUUGAUGAUAAGUUUCAUUAAGUUUUGAGAGUGGGGAUAAUUUGUCAAAUAAAAAAUUGUUUCAUGUCCCUGUUUAACUGGAUAAACUUUUCAGUUUUAAAUAAUAAUAAGUCUUGUCUUUGAUUCCAAAGAUUAAUGAUGAAUGCAGUAUUUCCUUUGGCCAGUCAGGCCCACCUGUGACUGACAUAUUUUUCCACAUCCAGGGCAAGCAUAACCAUUGUCCGCCAGUGGUCAAUUAAGAUUUUCUUUUCGUCGUCUACGUCUAUCCUCGGCAGAGGAUUUUCUUUUGGUCUCAAAUGUAUAUUAACACUCUGAUGUGGCAGUGAUAACUAUUUUGUAUGGCAGUGGGGAACAGUAAAAAAAAAAGCAUUUCUUUUCCAUGACAUGUGGCAGUGGUUCAUUCUUGCUUGAGCUUUUUAAAAUUUGUAUUACAUUUGGGGCCCAAACUAAAGGAAUAAGCCUAAUAAUGCCCUUCUUUAUUCCUGUACCAUAUUGCUUAUCUUUUUAAAUGCCCCAAAUAAUCUAUCCUUUUUGUUUCCUGAACCAAGAUAUCCAACAUCUUUUAUGGCAGUGCUGAGCAGAUGAAAAAUUUAGUAGAUGGCAGUGACUGCUAAGAUCUUAGAUUUCAGGCAGCUAAAUGUUAGUUAGAAGAAAGAUUAAUUUCUAGAAAUUUUCUUACUUUUAAAUUUUGAGCACUCGACAAGUGACAGAAUUGAAAUGUAUUGAGUUGUAUUGAAAUAAGGAAUAAUUGAAAUAAUAUGUAUGAAUCUUUCUUCAUACCAUCAUUAGCAAAUCGUUGUGAAAAGUUUUAACAUUUGUUUCCAUUGAUUGACUAUGUUCAUAUCAUUUUAUCUAACUUAUUAAAUACUUGGUGAACUUAGUGACUUA
Molecule: messenger RNA, 2886 nt
Organism: Biomphalaria glabrata
Lineage: Eukaryota; Metazoa; Mollusca; Gastropoda; Planorbidae
Product: metaxin-2-like
Exons: 9
Coding region: 78-860 (260 amino acids)
Biological process (GO): mitochondrion organization
Cellular component (GO): SAM complex
Source: RefSeq, a predicted model, not a curated record